Molecule: messenger RNA, 2259 nt
Organism: Ornithodoros turicata
Lineage: Eukaryota; Metazoa; Arthropoda; Arachnida; Ixodida; Argasidae
Gene: Atg3
Product: ubiquitin-like-conjugating enzyme ATG3
Exons: 9
Coding region: 272-1297 (341 amino acids)
Biological process (GO): autophagosome assembly; autophagy of mitochondrion; nucleophagy
Cellular component (GO): phagophore assembly site; cytosol
Molecular function (GO): Atg8-family ligase activity
Source: RefSeq, a predicted model, not a curated record
UCGUCACAGAUAUAGAGGAAGUCCUCCACUGAAGGGGGACAACGUUCAUCAAACUUUGAGGCAACAAAGAGUGCCGUUGCUCCGAGGAGCUGCAGUGUGGCUUUGCCAACGACUACUUUCGACAGAUAAGUGUCCACAAGCUUGACUGCCAAGUACAGGGUUUCGUGGUUCAGCUCAAAGCUCUCCUGCACCUCCACCAUCCAAUCCACGAGGAUCGCACGCAUGGUGGCCGACAGCUCGGGCUGCAUGUCCAGGUAGAGAGGAACGAGGAAUGCUACCUGCAGAUGAUCAAGCAGGCGUGUCAGAUGGAUACUCUUCGGUGUAUUUCGGGAUUCCCGAUAUACUCCACUAUGCAAAGGCAAUGACACAUGCGUCCCAGGGCAACAUGGAGUCAAAGUUCAAAGAAACAGGGGUGAUAACACCAGAAGAGUUUGUUGUCGCGGGAGACCACCUUGUACAUCAUUGUCCCACUUGGCAAUGGGCAGCGGGCGAAGACUCCGGCGUGAAGUCGUACCUACCACGGGACAAACAGUUCCUUGUCACACGCAAUGUUCCUUGCUACAGGCGAUGCAAACAAAUGGAGUAUUCCAUGGAACAAGAAAAGGUUCUUGAGGAAGAGGGGGAUGAAGAUGGCGGUUGGGUGGACACACAUCACUAUGUGGAUCCUUCUAGUUCGGGUCUAGCAGAGCAUGUUCAGGAGAUGACUUUAGAGCCUCAUCAGAAAGAAACUGCUUCACCCGUUCGCAAAGCAAAACCACGAGGUGCUGGAGAUAAUGCUGAUGAAGAUGAUGAUGAUGAUGACGAUGAAGAUGAUGAUGAAGAAGCAGCAGACAUGGAUGCUUUUGUAGAAAGUGGACUUCUUGAUGCGGAGGACACUGCUACUGUGGUUCCCCAGACGAUAUCGGCUGCUGCAGCACCUCUAAGUGGUGGCAUUGUCAGCACACGUACAUACGAUCUGAAUAUCACAUACGACAAUUACUACAGAACACCACGACUAUGGCUAUACGGAUAUGACGAGAACCGGGAACCCUUAGACAUGGAAGCCAUGUACGAGGAUAUAAGUCAGGAUCACGCAAAGAAAACUGUCACCAUGGAAAUGCAUCCACAUCUUCCAGGUCCUCCCCUGGCCUCUGUACAUCCUUGCAGGCACGCAGAGGUAAUGAAGAAAAUCAUUCAAACAGUGACCGACGGUGGUGGUGAACUAGGUGUUCACAUGUAUCUCAUUGUGUUCCUCAAGUUUGUACAAGCUGUCAUCCCAACCAUUGAGUAUGACUACACACAAAACUUCAGCAUGUGAGGACUGUUUUCGAGUAUGAGAUAUUUUUUUUUAAGUAACAUGUUGGUGUCACCAGUAUUUUGUCUUCUCAGGCUUAUCACAAUGAUCUGUAGACAUAUUAAAUGAACAUUUAAUGAUAAUGAAAAAUAUUAUUAGAAGCGUAUUUGUGGCAGAGGGCAAUGAGCGUGCAGUCACGCUGCUGCUGACCAGCUUUUCUCUUUCUGCAAUCCACAAAACUGACCAAGUUAGGAAGCAGUUAUGAAGACACAUUAAUUUUCCUCCAAAUAUGUACUGCAUGUACUGCACGUACGAAUUUGACAUUGUUAGGUGCCUGCAUGUGCAAGUGACAAAUUCCAAAAAGCUUUUGAGUUACUUUUCAGUUGCUCGAAAGCAAAGCUCUCCUAUGGAUACCUGGAUUGCACUACCAAUUGCUUUCUGCUUUGCCUUCUGUCAUGGGCAACUUUUGUGGUGACUUCGAGGUGUAAACACAUUUCGUACGUAUCAUACUACAUCUGUCUUUGCAUGAUUUGUAUGUGAAGUAUGUUAACAUAAAUGGGACACUUAAUUAAACAAAUACUGCAAUAAACUUGCUCACCACUGUUCUAAUUACAAUUUAGUGUACAGUUAGAGGUGAGCAAAUUGACAAAAAAUGAGCAAUUACUUGAGAAUUAUAACUUGAAAACUGAAAAACUAUUUUCCGAUGGUUAUGGCUAGCUUUCUUGCAAUCUGGGUAAUUUUAAAAAUUAUCAUCACCAUCAUAACGUUUGAUUAAACCAAAUUUACAUGAAUGUUGACAUGCAUGUGUAACACCUCAUCUUUGCACCCUUAAGAUGAAAAAAAAAAAAAAGUAUCUCCCAAAUGCCUCUCACCCUAAUUGUUAGAAGUUGAACCAUGCUGUAAUGGAACAUGAAACUAUAUGGAUACUCUGUUGUGUGUGAUACAUUCAGGGCUUAGAAAUAAAGUUUUUCAUUAAGGAAACUUCA